AUGGCUGAUGCUAUAAUUUCAUCGGUAGCAGAGCAGCUGAUGCUCAUUGCGAAAGAGCAUAUCAAGAGCGAAAUCCAACUGGUGAGAGGCGUGGAGAAGGAGCUUCUGAAUCUCUCCAACAAUCUCAAGGAGGUCAGAAAUGAGUUAGAUGAUGCGGAGAGAAGAAGAUACGAUGACAAAGCCAUCAGCGAUUGGGUGCUGAGCCUCGAACAAACGUCCUACGAAAUGGAGGACGUUUUGGAGGAGUGGUCUUACGCUCUUGUUCAGCAUAUGGUCGAAAUUGGAGCUGCAAACCUUAACAAAAAGCAGAAGCAAAAGGUAUCACCAUCGCUUCUUCUACCUUCGUGUUUGUGCUUCAGAAAUGUUGUGUUUCGUCAUGACAUUGCCGUCAAAGUCGAGAAUCUGAAAGCUAAACUCGAUGACAUUCUCAACGAGAAAAGCAAAUUUCAUUUUACUGCAGUUUCUGAAUUUCACAUUUCGAGGGUUCAAUCUACUUCUCGAAUCGACUCAUCUGAACUCCAAGGUCGGACGUGUGAUACCGAUUCUGUUGUGAAAGUUGUUUUGGGCUUCCGUGGGGAAUUAGGGCUUAGAAUUAUCUCGAUUGUGGGCGCAGGGGGGAUUGGGAAGACGACACUUGCUCAAUUAGCGUAUCGUGAUGCUCGGCUAAUAGAUUGCUUUGAUUUGAAAAGUUGGGUGUGUGUCUCGAAUUCAUUCGACGCGGCUAGGAUUGCACAGGAUAUUUUUGAGAGCAUGGGUAAGGGCAGAAUGACUAGCAUUUCCAAUCAACUGGAUGCCACGCUUGAAAGGCUGGUAGAGCUGAUUGCAGGGAAAAGAUUUCUGUUGGUGUUGGAUGAUGUCUGGACAGAAGACUAUGAGAAGUGGGAGCCUUUGAAGAAUGCCCUCAAAAGUGGUGGAGCAAGCACCACUGUUUUGGUGACAACAAGAAAUGAGAAUGUUGCCAUAAUUAUGGGCACGAUGGAGCAGAACAUCUAUAGUCUAGGGCUCCUUCCGGAAGCCGAUUGUAGGUUGUUAUUGGAGCACAUAGCCCUCUCUGGAAGGAGCAUGAAGGGGUUUGAGGAUGUGUGCAAGAAGAUAGCUCGUAGAUGCAGCGGUUUGCCCCUUGCUGCAAAGACUCUCGGAAGCCUUCUACGUUUCAAGGACACGUUGGAGGAGUGGGAGAAUGUGUAUAUGAGUCGAGUGUGGGAAUUCAAGGAAGUGAAAGCGAAGCUUUUCCCACAUCUGCUUUUGAGUUACAAUGAACUAUCCCCAAUGCACAAGCGUUGCUUUUCUUAUUGUGCUUUCUUCCCUAAAGAUGAGAAGAUUCGUGUGGAAGAAGUAAUAAGAUUAUGGAUGGCACUAGGUUAUUUGGGCUCUAGUGCAGAGAAUGAUGGAGAUAAGCUAGAACUGAUAGGGCAAGAAUGCUUCAAAACUUUAUCUAGCCGAUCCCUGUUUGAAGAUAGGCAGACAGACUCCUUUAAAUUACAUGACAUAGUGCAUGAAUUUGCUCAGUUUCUUAGGAACGCUAGCAACAGGAUGGAGGACUCCGAGAUAAAGACACCUUGCCAAGUUUGUUGCCCAUUUAUAGCUCAGGUCAAAGCUUAUCGGAGCUUAAUGUUUGACAAAAGGUCUACCAUUCCGACUCUUUGCAACUGCCUCACCAGCCUCAGAGUGUUAGGACUCUGGAAUUAUUUUCCUAUGGGAAUUGAGAAUUUGAUUCACUUGAAGUGGUUGUCUAUAGAUCAGUGUGUUGUACACAUUGAAAAUAUGGAUAACAUUUGCAAGCUUUAUUAUUUGCAAACCCUUUUCCUAAGGUCUUGCAACCUGGUAAUGAUUCCAAGAGAAAUUAGGAAUCUGAUUAAGUUGAGACACUUGGACUUGAGCAAUAAUAAAGAGCUGCUGAAGUUGCCAGAGAGCCUAUGCGAGUUGCCACAACUGAGAACCUUGAAUGUCGAGGGAUGUGUUGAACUCUCCAACCUUCCUCAAGGAGUUGAUAGGCUCAAAAACCUCAAGCAUCUCCACAAUAUGUAUUCUGUGAUGCAGUUACCUGAGAGUCUAGCUAAGUUAACUGGUCUUCGCAGGUUGAGUGAAUUCAACGGGGGAAGUGGUGGGAGCAGGAUGGGGUUGCUGAAAAAGUUAAACCUUCUCAGUGGAUCCCUACAGCUCAAAAUAACUUUGGGAAAAGAUGGAGUGGUGGAGGAUGCCCGGGAGGCAGAGUUGAAGCUAAAGAGGCACAUUGAAUCACUCCGUGUGGAGUUCUUGACUGAGUCUGGGAUUCCAUCAUCUAUGAUCCACAUGGCUGAGGGUGUAAUGGAUGCUCUAGAGCCACAUCAAAACCUCAGACACCUCUCAAUAUUUUUCUACGAUGGCACCAAGUUUCCGGAUUGGAUCUCCUCUCCUCUAAACCAACUGAGGUCUGUUUCACUCACUAGUUUCAGAAACACGCCGUGCUUGCCCCCUCUCGGAAAAUUGCCCUGCCUGGAGGAGAUCGACGUCCGUGACAUGUACCGAUUGGUAGUUCUGGGGCCACAGCUAUGGGGACUGGGAGAUGCUGCUUCAUCUCCUAACAAUGUUAUCUUUCCGAAGUUGAAGAAACUGAUUUUCAAGGGGUGCGAAAACUGGAGGGAGUGGGAGGACAUUACCACUGCACAUGAAGAAUGCUCGAUAAUGCCUUGUCUUACUGAGUUGGCUAUCCGUUUCUGCUCCGAGCUGACUGCACUACCACAUUGCCUGAUUGGUAAGGCGUCGUCGUUGGAGUUGUUGGAUAUUUCUGGUUCAGGGCUGCUGAUAGAGCGCUAUGGCGACAUCAACGCCUCGGCCUGGACACUCAUAUCCCAAAAUAAUCCACAUCUUCGCCUUAGAAUGUAAUUCUUGUUUCUCUGUGUGAAUAUUUGUUGGGGAUUAUUUAUCUCUCAAAAGUUCAAAUGCAUAACAGUUCAAAUGUACGCAUAUUUGUUGUCAAUUUCA
Molecule: messenger RNA, 2964 nt
Organism: Salvia hispanica
Lineage: Eukaryota; Viridiplantae; Streptophyta; Magnoliopsida; Lamiales; Lamiaceae
Product: putative disease resistance protein RGA1
Molecular function (GO): protein binding; ADP binding
Source: RefSeq, a predicted model, not a curated record